This is a messenger RNA of Dictyostelium discoideum AX4, 1377 nucleotides long. RefSeq lists its product as hypothetical. The transcript has a single exon. Lineage: Eukaryota; Evosea; Eumycetozoa; Dictyosteliales; Dictyosteliaceae. The record is from RefSeq and is a predicted model, not a curated record. The coding region runs from base 1 to 1377 and encodes 458 amino acids.
AUGGGAUUAUUUGGUAAAAUUUUUAAAAAGAAAACAAAUGGUGAAAAAGAAGAAAAUUUUAAUGAUGAUGAUAAAGAUUUAAGUAAAAUUAAACAAGAAAGUUCAAAAGAUUUAAGUAAAAUUAAACAAGGUAGUUCAAAAGAUUUAGGUAAAAUUAAACAAGGUAGUUCAAAAGAUUUAAGUAAAAUUAAACAAGGUAGUUCAAAAGAUUUAUCAUCACAAUCAAUUUAUAUAGAUAGUGAAGAGAUUAUAUUGAAUAAUAUUGUGAUUGAUAAUUUCUUUUUAUUAGAUAAUAGUGUAAGAUUCAAUGUAUUCAAUGAAUCACAUUGUGAUGAUAAAUCAAAUAUAUUUUAUAAAGUAUGGAGAACUCAAGCUAUAAUUCAAGUGAUUUUCAAACAUUAUGUAAUUAAAUCAAUUCCAACUCAAAGUACAGUGAUCACAAUAACAGAUUUAUUCAAUAAGAAGCUAACUACAGGUUUCAUACCAGACACUACUAAAUCCGUUACAUUUGGUAGAAAAUUCAAUCAGAGUUUAGAGGUUGGUUCAAUUCCAGAGAGUGUCACCUAUUUGAAAUUUGGUGAUGAAUUCUCACCAAUUUCACUACCACUGAAUGUAUUGCCAUCAAAUUUGAAAACACUUAUUUUCGGACAAUAUUUUCACACUGCUUUUAAAAUGGUGAAUAUCCCCCCAUCAGUGGAGAUAUUGCGUUUGGCAAGAUGUAAUACUGAAUUAUUGGCUGAAAAGUUGCCAAAGAAUGUACAAGAUUUAAAUUUGGGUGAAGUUAAUGGUCGUACAUUAACCAUUGGUGACAUUCCAGAAUCGGUGACAACGCUAUCACUUGAUCAAAGUUUUACAAAUAAAAACCCAAUUCUUGAAGUUGGUUCAAUUCCAAGUACUGUUAAAACCCUUAUUUUAGGCCCAAACUAUAAUCAAUUGCCACCGAUUAAUAGUAUACCAGAUUCAGUUGCUUCAUUAACAUUUGGUGACUCAUUCAAUCAACCUUUAUCACCUGGUUUAAUUGGUAAUUCAGUUGGUAUGUUAGUAUUUGGUGAAGCAUUUAAUCAAAUCAUUUCACCAGGUUGUUUACCAGAUUGUGUUAAUAUUUUAGAAUUUUCAAAUUAUAAUAAACCAUUUGUUUAUGGUGCACUUCCAAAUUCAAUCAUUUAUUUAGAUCUUGGAAAAAGUUAUAAUUUACCUUUAUCAAAUUUACCAGAGAAUUUAAGAUCACUAAAACUUGGUCGUUCAUUUAAACAACAAUUAACAAUGGAUACUUUACCACCUUCAAUAACUGAAAUUUAUUUAGUUCCAAAUUUUGAUAAAACUUUAAUUUCUUAUGAUAUUCCAAAACAUAUUUUAAAAGUUAAUGAAAAAAAUUAA